Molecule: messenger RNA, 2902 nt
Organism: Danaus plexippus (monarch butterfly)
Lineage: Eukaryota; Metazoa; Arthropoda; Insecta; Lepidoptera; Nymphalidae
Exons: 3
Coding region: 702-1922 (406 amino acids)
Molecular function (GO): RNA uridylyltransferase activity
Source: RefSeq, a predicted model, not a curated record
UUUCCCGAACCAUCUCCACUACAUUCACAAAAAAUAUAAUUCAAGAUUAAUAACAAACAAAAUUUAUAACAAGAGAUAAAAAACGGAACAGAACCUAUAUUAUAUCUAAAUAUACUACAUCCAAAGAGAUAAUUUAAUGUAAUGUGAGAAUACUUCUUAAAGACCACAUAGAGUAGCAUUAAUAUAUUAUAAGGAGGCAUCGUCACGCUAAUUACGGAGUGUUAACAGUUGUCCAAUCAUAAAUCCUCGCACAGUAUAGUAAUAACGUAGGCUAUUGAAGUAAUCAUACUUAAACACAAAAAUUUUCAUAUAACAUUGAUGUUUAUCAACAUGCAGGUCCAUAGAGUCAGCUUUCACAAUAAUAGAAUACGACAUUAUAUUAGUUCAGAGUUCACUUUUACUCCAUCCUUCGGCCUCACGACAUCUCACAAUUAAAAUAAUAAAUCCUUAAAUUUAAUUAUAUAUAAGUUUUUCCACUACAAGGCUUUACAUCCUUAUAAUCGUCAACCUCUACAGAAUCAUAUUCAACUCUAUGGCAAGUAUUAACCUGUGGAAUCUGUUAUGACAUUGAACGUUCGGUUAUGAGUCUUAACACCGAUGAACAUUUGUAAACAAGAAAAUAUAGAAACAUUCAUUAUGAAUAUAUGAUAUUAAAAUAUCUUAUAAAUUUGUUAACUGAAACCCAAGCAAACAUAAACUAAAUGGAGGCCCAAGAUAUUCUCGACACAUCAAAAUUAACUUUUGAGGGCGACUUUGAACAGCAAGUAGAAGAAAUUUUAUUACACGUAAGACUUACUAAAGAAGAGGUGCUGAGAUUGCAAACGUUAUUUGACGAUGUCUACAAUGCUCUGAACAAAGUUUGGGAUGGAAUCAAAGUUCAUGCAUUCGGAUCAAUUGUAACAGGAUUGGGAAUUAAAGUGAGUGAUUUAGACUGUUAUGUGGAGCUUCCGAGUUGGCUCAGUCCUCCAGAAAAAUCGUUCGUAUUCAAAGCUAAGAAUAUAUUUAAACAAGAACCCUGGAAAUUUCAACAGCUGCUUGCAAUAUCCUAUGCAAAAGUACCCAUUCUCAAAUUUUACCAUACCCCCACUCAGUGCAACUGCGAUCUUAGUUUUAGUAAUCCUACAGGAAUUCAAAACAGCAAAUUAAUAAGUUACUUUUUAAAUUUAGAUGUAAGAGUUUUGAAACUAGCAGUUCUCAUCAAAUAUUGGUCCAAGAUACAUGAUUUAACAGGCACCAAUCUGAUGCCUAGCUACUGCUUGACUUUGAUGCUUAUAUUUUAUUUGCAACAGAUAGGUCUUGUGCCGCCUGUUAUAACACUACAGCAAAACUCUACCGAGCUCCUGAUAAAUAAUUGGAAUCUUGCAUUUAAUGAAUUAGAACAUCAAAUCUCCACUGACCAAACAUUAUUCCAGUUAUUGGAGGGGUUUUUUAAGUUUUACCACACUUUUAAAUUUGACAAAUAUGUAAUUUCUUUAUAUUUAGGUUGUGCUAUUGAAAGGGAAUUAUUUGUCGAUGUGAAAACAGUCCCAUUAGAAUUUUCCUUUUAUCAUAGAAAUAUAUCUCAGAAUCUCUGUCAGCAGCUCAGACUGGACACGGCCAUGUGUGUUCAGGAUCCCUUCGAGCAAAGCAGGAACUGUGCUGUACGCGUACAUCCUAAACUGUUCCAACAUGUUAUGAAUAAAUUUAGAAAUGCCGUUUCAGAUUUUGAUAACAAUCAUGAGAAAGCUGUCCUGAAAAAAUUGUUAUUUAGAACAAUUGAUAACCCUCCUCCCGUCAGUAGAGACGGUCACAGAGUGCGUCUCAAGGGGGUGCAGAAGAGAUUCAAUAAUAAUAAAAAUAAAUUUCAACUCAAUCAGAGAAAUAAACAAAAUGUACAACAUCUUAAAAGUCAGCUCCAGAAGAAACAACAGACUCAAACAUAAAAUGUUGCCGUUUGAGUUUGGACAUCCUUUCAGAGAAUAUAACUUGACAUGUCACUAAAGCUAUUCACGAAAAAACUUAUAAUAAGUUUUAAUUACAAAGUCGGAUCUUACUCUUACAAGCUCUGUAUUUAUAUUUUACUGGCUGUUGUGAUUUUGUGUUGGUUCAGUUACUUUGGCGUAAUGUCACUCAAAAUAUGAAUUGCUUCAAGUUAGUUGUAUGAUCGUAAUCAUUACACACAAUUAAGACAGCAACACUAAACCAUAUAAUGCGUGUAGCAACAUGAGCCUCUGUCUGUUUUUCUAUUGGUUCUACAAAAAUUUAAUUAAUUCAACGGUUAUCGUAACGUUACUACGCUACUUUAAUAUUAAUGUCUAUGACUUUGAGGUGAAGUCGUGUGAACAAUAUUCAAUUGUAAAUACAUGUUACAAACAUAAAACAGAACAUUAAUAGUGUAAGGAAAUACAAAUUAUAUUGAUCAUAAAUCAUAAUUUAUUGAGAAUAAAUAAUUGAGUUGUGUAAAGCUUGUUAUUUACCUACGUUUUAACUUUUACUAUGUUAUAUUACAUAUUACAACACUACUCCGACAACCUUUACGCUAUGGUUCCCGAAACUUUAAUUUGUAAAAUAAAACUUUAUAAUUUAUACAUUCAAAUAUAAAUGUUGGUUAAAAUUUGUGACGUAUUUAUAUUUUUUAUUUAACUAUUUAUAUUUAGGUUUUAGAGCGACAUAAUAUCUUAAUUGAAAUAUCACAAAGAAGUCAUGACAGAAAGCUUUCGUUUAUUAAUGUUGGGAUAUUAAAAAUAUAUUUAAUUCAGCUACUAAGUAUAUGUACGCGAGAGGCAGUUAUUCUGUACUUCUAAAAUUAUUUUGAUCACACCACAACAUAUGUAAAAGAGCCAAUACUACUAAUUGUAAGUACUAAUACUAAUAGAGUAUCUAUUAAUUAUAUUAGAAUGAAUAAAGUAAUUAUUCAUAAAAA